AUGCGUGACUUUGCUUUUUACAAUUUAAAAUGGCUGGAAAAAUAUGAUAAUUGGAGUUACAAAUUGGGAGUUAGAGGAACUUCAGAUCAUGGAGCAUUAUUUGGAGGAGUUAAUCAAAAUGACAAGCCAAAGAAUAUUACUUUUAGAUAUCAACCAGUUUGGACUACUCAUCCUAAUUUUCGAAGUGCUAUACAAGAUUCAUGGGAAGAAGAAUGUGAUGGAAAUCCAGCAUUCUGUUUUAUCAUUAAAUUGAAAAGUUACUGCAAGGGGAUGCAUGAAUUGGCUUCUCAGCAAUAUAAUGAGUUACUGAGAAUUAAAUCAAGAGUUAAGUGGGUAAAGGAGGGUGGAGAAAAUACUGCUUUCUUCCAUGCAAACUAUAGAAUUAGAAAAGCACAGAACAACAUAAAUGAAUUGGAGAAUGCAGAUGACAAUCUAGUUACAACUCAAGACCAAAUUGCUGAUACUCUUGUAUCAUAUUAUCAGAAGAAGUUUGAAGAGAAGCAAGUUGAUUUUGUUCAAGAGGAAAUUAGGGAUGCAGUUUUAGGAAUGGAGGCAAAUAGUGCUCUUGGGCCAGAUGGCUUCCCUGGCAGUUUCUAUGGAUUUGCAUGA
Papaver somniferum (opium poppy) is the source of this 609-nucleotide messenger RNA. RefSeq lists its product as uncharacterized. The transcript has 3 exons. The coding region runs from base 1 to 609 and encodes 202 amino acids. The record is from RefSeq and is a predicted model, not a curated record. NCBI's taxonomy places the organism in Eukaryota, Viridiplantae, Streptophyta, Magnoliopsida, Ranunculales, Papaveraceae.